AUGGUGGCCACGUACAUGAUCGACACAAGGCAGCGACUGAUGAUGGGGAGGCGACUACGCGCUCUGAACGAACUACUGCGACGUGCAAGUGUGGCGGAAGAAGGACCGCUGCUAAUCUACUAUCAGCGGCUGUUCGAUGCGAUGCGCAGUGCGCAUGAGUGCGCUAAGAACGCCUGGAGACGCGAACAAGCACGCCAAGCGUGCUACUACGACAGGAAGUUUUCACUCACCGACUACACUACUGGACGUGACGGCCAAGACAUCGAGGCGCAGCUCGAGCAUGAUAGCUCGCUCGAAUGGCAAAAUGAUCCGUCGGCGGCAAAAACGACUCUGGGAGCAGCGGCGGCACCAGUACACGCAGUAGCGGGGCCGCGAACUACGAGACGGAGAGGACGAGCAGCGACGCGUGCGGCUGCAGCGUCAGGACCGGCGGCCGAAGCGACGAAGCGAAGGCGGCCAGCAGGAGACGAUGGACGGCGAUGGGUCGGCGUCGAGGAGUACGACGAGCUGCUGCAGAGCGACAGGGCGGCGGCGGCGGUAGACGACUACGAGACGCUGGAGGUGGUGACAGACGGCGAUACGAAGUCACCGGCCAAGGCGCACGACGGCAGGUCCACGUGGGCAGUGACACGAUGCGGCUCCAGGCGCACGACGGCAGGAUCCAAGUGGCGGGAACAGCCUGGAUAUGCACUCAGCGCCCUGAAUCAGGGUGAUCAAGCCAAGAUCGAGCCAGUCAUGCCACAAGAGCCGAAGACGUGCCCGACCAAGCUCGUCGAUGCCUAA
Messenger RNA from Phytophthora sojae, 783 nucleotides. RefSeq lists its product as hypothetical. Lineage: Eukaryota; Oomycota; Peronosporomycetes; Peronosporales; Peronosporaceae. Bases 1 to 783 code for a protein of 260 amino acids. The transcript is spliced from 7 exons. The record is from RefSeq and is a predicted model, not a curated record.